Molecule: messenger RNA, 1699 nt
Organism: Orbicella faveolata
Lineage: Eukaryota; Metazoa; Cnidaria; Anthozoa; Scleractinia; Merulinidae
Molecular function (GO): calcium ion binding
Source: RefSeq, a predicted model, not a curated record
UUAGACUACAGUGUAUGUUAAAAAAUUUCUUUAUAUCGAGGAAAAUGAAGGAGUUACUUUUGUAUUCACGAUAUUGGCUAGUGGCAAGCAUUUUUCACUCGGCGCCGUGCGGCGCCAGUAUUAUAACACCAAAACUAUCACUGAAUUAUUAUUAAAGUUUCGAGAGGGAGUCAGAAAUUGCGAUCAAAGUGACUGUCUGUUAAAGCAAACGAUAUUUCUAAGUAAGAAUUCGUUGGAUUUCUGAUCAUUUGCCACUGGACAGCAUUUGAACCACUUUUAUCAGUGAGAAACAAUUUAAAGACUGAACCUCAUUUGACUUUAAUUAAAGAAAACGUUUUCGGCAAGAUAGCAAGGAUUGAUUCUGUCACGUUGUUGGCCAAUUUAUGACCUACUCAACUAAAAUUAACCCUUAUUAAAUUAAAGAUGAAUCUACCAAUCACACUAGCUGCAUGAGAGGCGGCUUUGGCGGUAAAUCAGCAGGGGUCUACGCCAAAAAACCCGGAUGUUGUCGACAAUGCAUGCAUCUGAUCAGAAUUGAGUACAGCAGCUGUGAACUGUUUUAGGAUGCUUUUUCCUCGGCGUAUUGUAUUACGAGGUGACAUAAAGCUUCUCUCUUCCUCACAGCAUUAUUGCGACUCGUACGUUUCAGAGUGAUGCUGACCAAACAACUCGUAACAGAGAACUAACCAAGAGUAAAACGAAAGAAAAAAUAAACGAAAAAAUGCGUUGUCACACAGGCAUAUUCUCUCUCAUAAUACUACACAGCAUCAAAACUGUUUCUGGUAACAGUUUGCUCAGUGGCAAUUGUGUAUCUUCCAUCAAAGGCAGCGCUCUUGUGAAACACUGUUACACAUCACUUAUGACACACAACAUACUCGCAUGUUAUUAUCGGUGUAAAGAAGACAAACUGUGUCAGAGUUUGAACUUUUACGAAAAGAAGAACCUUUGUGAAUUGAACAACCGAACGCGUGCUGUGGGAUCUCUGAAUUUUCUCUCGUAUGCAGAUUCUGUUUACUUGGAUAAUCCGUUCAGAGCUACUCUGGGUUCCUUCUCCAAGCUUCCAGCUGCUUCAUGCCGAGAAAUCAAGAACAGUUCCGGAGGACUGGCGACUAGCGGUCGGUAUUGGUUAGAUACGGGAGAGUCUGGACACAAGCCUAUUAUCGCUUACUGUGAUAUGGAAAGAGAAGUGAUCGUGGAGUGUACUGGGAAUCCAUGUCGAAAUGGCGGAACGUGUGACUAUCAGGGGGAUGGUCAGUAUUCAUGUCGGUGUUCAGGAGGGUACAGCGGGCGCAACUGUGAACUUGUUACAGACAAGUGUUCCAGCAACCCCUGUUUGAAUGGAGGAACGUGCAAUGUUACUGUCAAUGGUUUUACAUGCGCAUGCGCACCGUUCGUUACUGGCAUUUAUUGCGAGCUUGGUGUAGGAGAGGGAUGCGACAGGUACUUGACAAACAUGGAUUUGGAUCGAAGCAUUCACACCAGAAGUUUGUCCCGAUUCCAAAAAUGUGACCGCACAAUGGUUGAAGGCUGGUACCGCUUUAACAGUACCGCGGGCGUAAGAAUGCCCGACUACUGCGUGAAUAGCUACAUGUGUAAUACGCAUGCGUCCGGUUGGAGAGGGAUGCGACAGGUACUUGACAAACAUGGAUUUGGAUCGAAGCAUUCACACCAGAAGUUUGUCCCGAUUCCAAAAAUGUGA